Pelobates cultripes (western spadefoot toad) is the source of this 4174-nucleotide messenger RNA. Lineage: Eukaryota; Metazoa; Chordata; Amphibia; Anura; Pelobatidae. The record is from the annotation of a GenBank genome assembly.
CUGUGAUCAUUUUUUGUGGAAUCGCAUAGCAAAAGGAAUUGAGUCUUCUACUUCAUUUACCCUUCACAAAAGAUGGACACCUACCUGCUCAUUAUCCUGUACCUCUCAUGUGUCCUAGGUAAGAACCUGCUUUCUAUCUAGGAUCUCAAAGAUUUAGACAGUAUGCACGAGUUUAGGCAAAUAGUGGGACUAUUAGUGCCAAAGGGAAGUAAAGGAUACAUCGUAACUCAUAAAGGGGAUCUUUCUAACUCAAGAUAAAAGGACUGGUUCUUAGGGAUAGGCAUGUACAAGAAGUAUGCUCGGUGUGCCUGGGAACAACUUUUUGGAGGCUUUAAAUGCCCCCAUUUAAAGUCUCACCUGAUCCUAUGUGCCAAACUGAAAAAAAUCCUUAGUUUGACAAAGAUAAAGAUUGCCAUCUUUCUAAAACCGUGGUUUUCACUAGAUCAAUUUAUUUCUUAAAAACCUUUUAAAUAACAUUAAACGUGUUCAGUUGGUAAUAUUUAAAAAGUAGUUUAGGUAAGUUUUAGCUUAUUUGAGGAAUAAAAAAGAAUAGAAUAUGACCCUUAUGAUAGUUGGGUAUUCAAUAGACCAUAUUUUUACUAAAAUAAAUCUCAGAUGCACAUCAUCUUAUUUCUUCUUGUGGGUAGCAAGUGGAUAUUUUGAGACUUAUCAUCUUGACUAGAUAGUUUAUAUGCAAAUGCUUUUAUGUAUAAUACCAUGGUACAUUUCCUAAUAGUGUAUAAACAAUUUAUUUUUGAUGUUUAAAGCAAUUGUGCUGUUUAUAUUUGAUGUGUUUUGUUGUUUUUUCCUGCUGUGCAUGGCUUAUCAUGAAAAACAUAGGUAAGAUAUUUUAGGUGAUUCUCUAAUAGAUGCAUGUUACAUACUUGCUUUUCAGGUGCCUGGAAUUACUGGAACUGAGUCUAUCCUGCUUUUUUGAUAAUUAUUUUAUAGUUUCUUUGUUUAUUUAAAUCACUUUCUUAUUACUUUUUUAUUUCAAAAUGUCACCUGCAUUGUCUAAAACAUAUUUGUGUGCUCCUCAGGUAUGUCUUUUGCAAGCAAUCUUACUGUAUUAUCCGGUCACCUUGGGGACACCUUCAGUAUUGGCUGCCCCUACAGUGACCGCCGUGACCGCUGGAGAAAAAAGCUAUGGUGUAAGGAAGAUAAAUUUGGACAGUGCCAGGAUGUUGUUGUUACGCACAGCAUCUGGCCACCUUAUGAAAAAAAUGGAAAUAACUUCACUAAUAUCUUAGACAAUACACGUGCUGGCAUUGUCACGGUGAACAUAACACUGGUGCAGAAGGAAGAUGAGGGCAUCUACCAAUGCCAGACUCGAUCUUUCACUGAAACAAAAGUUCGUGUAUUACAGAGGGUUCUGGUGAAGGUCUUGGAAGAUCCCAAAUCAAGUAUUUCUGAUUUGAUAGAUUAUAGCACCUCUAGGUAAGCUAAAUGAUACAGAAAUGUUUAAUUAUACAUGUGUUUUAUAUUGUGCGUCAUCCAAUUCUGUGUCACCUACAUGGGACCUUUUAUGUCUAAGACACUCUAUAUUUAGUAACACAAUGUGUGUGUUGAGUUUGUUUUGUAAGCAAAUAUGGAUGUGACUCUUAUUACAUAUGGUUAAUGUUUAAUAGGAUUCCUGUGGGAUCACAGGUUGCAAUGACGUGGGCCAUUAUAGGGAGCGGUCUCCUGAUGUUUAAACUGUUGGUAAUGGGACUGAUGUGGUAUUGGUGGAGAAGCCAACAAAACCUGAGGUGAGUAAAGGGAUUUAAAUGUGGUAAUGGGGAAAGGAUGUGAUGCAAUAUCCCCUGUGUAGGAGUUAGCUGCAAAUUUGUAUUUGGGAGCGCAACACAAAAACAGAAGUCAAGGACUAUAAAAGUUUGAUAUGUGUUGCAACAUAUACUCUAUAAACAUAGAUUUAAAUUUCUGAAUGUAUAUCUUGUUUUCUGUCAACAUUCCCUACAUGCUCGCAGGGGGCAAAUUUAAUAGCACAGAUAUCUGCAGUUUAGAACGGUUGGUAUAAACUGGCUUUAUGCAUCACUAGAUACCGCUCUGCACAUGGGAACUCAAUGCAUGCAGCUCAUUGGCAGAGCACUUCCGAUUCUCUCUGUGUGUGGGAAGACCUUUGUGUGGUUAGCCAAGGAAGCUGUCAAUCAACUUGGCAUGGCCCUAUUACAGGUGGCAAAUCAGUAGCCCACCCCUUUUGACCUGCCACCCACAUACAAAAUUUGUAACUUAAAAUAUUGGAAGGUAUGGCCUUGAUCAUGAACAAGCAUGUGCCUUUUGGACUGCUGUUGAAGAUUUGUGUAGUUCACAUUUGAAAUAUCUACCAUAUCUUUUAGGACAAGAACAUAUUUUUCUAUUUCAGUUGGAUAAAUAUUCUUGUAACUUGCAUUGUGCUGUUGUGAAUCAUGGGUCUAGGAUGUUUCUACACCCUAAGCACAAAUGUAUUUUCCUUCCUGUUUGUUGUGUUGCAGAUAGUGGAUAAUGUGAAAUCACGUCAUAUCCCACAGCUCAAAAUUUCCACAAGUCAUUAGUGAAUGAAAAAUCCAGUCCCGAACAGUGUUCAUGGAUUCACCAUUGCUCUUAAUGUUGUUUAAAAAGCAGCAUCUUCUUAUAACAGUGACCACUAAGAUUUUAGGGGAAAGAGCUCACAAUCAAUUUAACCUUGAGUGUGACUAUCAUAGUAUUGUGUAUCCCCUGUUUUCUGAUGUUUCUCAAGUGUCCAACAGUAUUCUUGUCUUCAUGUAUCUAUCCUUGUUUCCUCUCAGAGUGGGACCUGAAUCACCACUAACAUCUGCAAUUGAAGAAUCAGUUCCUGAUGAAGAAAUGAAUGUGUAUGUUUUUGAUGAGGAACGCUAUGUAUAUGCAGCCGAGGUACUCAGUAUUACCCCUCUGUACACCAACUAUGCGCCCAUGAAAGAACAUCUCAACAAGGCUUAUUGUCAGAGAUAACAUCCAGUGUGGUAUCAAGCCAAGAUAUUACAGACAAUUGGAAAGAAUUCAAUGAUGUUAAAAAAUCAGCCGUUAUUGACCAAUUAAUUGUUGUACGUUAUAUCUACCUGCAUGGAAUUUAUCUGCAUGGAAUUUAUCUGAACAGUUGUAUUAAUCAUGUGAUGUAGAUACAAAACAAUAGAGUAUCAUGCAAUAUAUUUUUGGGGGGCUAAAUGAGCAUUUUGUUAGGAUAUUUCUGUUAUAAAACUGUGCUAUUGGACUAUUUUGCAUUUUAACAUGCAUCAGUACAGGAUACUGUCCAUUAGAGACAGAGAGGACUAGCAUUAUUAAAUAGUACAGGUUCCUAUUAUUAUUUAAUAGUACAUAAUUGUUAACUGAUACAUGUAUGAUAAGCAUUAACCAAAUCAAUGGUACCCAUGUUAUCAACCUUGUAGAGAUGACAAGUUGAGUUUUCCCUCAUGGCAAUUAGAAGUAUAUGAACAAAUAUGAACAAAUACUAAAUUAAAACUAUAACCUUGAAGUCUCAAUAAGUACAGCAGUCAAUUACUUAAUAAAGUGACAAUUGUGGAAAACUGGCAAUGGAAUUUUAAAUUGUAGCCUAAAAUAGCAUUCAACAUCUCAGUGAUUUCUGACUAUAUUGGCCCAAAAGUUUAAACGUUCAUGUCAUUUCUUCACAAUUCCUAGCGACACGAUAUAAAAACAAACUAACUGAAUAUAUCUCCUUAAACAAAGUAUUACAAAAUAAGGGGCUAUUAUACGGGUACCUGUGCAAACAUGGUAUCUGAGAAUAAGCACAUAUGUUAUGAAAUAUUUCACUUGCUGCUAAAUGGGUGUCUGGUUGCUCAGAAACCAUCUCCUUAAUUUCCAGUGAGAUUUCACUGAAAAUAUGCAAAUAGCCAGCUGACCACUAUUAUGCAAUGUGGUCUCUGUCUCUCACAAGCCCUUCCUUGGUAACAACUAUUGGGGUUACCACUGUCUAACCACAUUCUCUUCAGUUCCCUUCUCUUCAGAAUUAUCUAUCUUCUACUGGAUUGGCACAUUUUUCCCCUUAGCAGUAACUUUAUCUUUGCUUAUAUCUCUGCUUCCUGCAAUAUCCUGAAUACUUUCUACUGAUUCCAUUCCAAAAUAAAGAAUUAAAAAACUUUUGUUGGAUUUUUCUUCAAUUUUAUUAUAAUAUUUAAGUCAGUUCCAUGUGUUGUACACUAGUUCAGGGUUACAAACAAAU